AUGAAGGAUGGUACCCAGUGGGCCGAGCUGGCUGGCCACGACUAUGUCUUGGAUCUGAUUUCUGAUCUGGAGCUGAUCCGUGGUUUCCCCAAGCAGAAGUCCUACUUCAUCCUUGCUUCUGAAGACCCAGAGAAAUUCACUGGUGGCAAAUUCUACAGUGAGCUCCUGUUUGUCACCAUCCCGUCGAAGAACAUGUUGGAGUUCAACCUGGUCCAUGAGAAGUUGAUUCUCUUCUCCCCCAAAGCCGUCCAGGUAAAGGCUUUGAUCGACCACUUCAUCAUGGAGCUCAAGAAGGACUCCCAAUACAUGGUUGCCAUUAAGAACCAUAUCACGGAUGCUGAAAACCUUCUGAGUUUUCACAAGGGAGACAUCAUUUGCCUGCGACCGAUGGAGGGCCUGGAGCCAGGUGAGAAACCUAAUGGGUAUCCCAUCCAGGAGUCACUCAUUGGAUUCACCAACAGCAGCUUGAACAAAAUAGCAGCAGAAUCCUUCCAGGCUGUGAUGAGGUUUAUGGGUGACCUUCCACUCAAAGGACAAUCUGAGCUGGAUGUGGUCUAUGCUUUGUUGAAGCUCUGUGGAGACCACGAGGUCAUCCGGGAUGAAGUCUUUUGCCAGAUCCUCAAACAGAUCACGGACAACGUCAGCAGCAAGACGGACAGCUGCCCAAAAGGAUGGAGGCUUCUGUACAUCCUGAGUGGCUACUAUAGAUGCUCCGAAGUCUUCAAGCCCUACCUUCUACAGUUCCUCCAGGAGGUCUCUGCCCACCCUGGUUUGCAUUUUCAAGGCAUCGCCAAGGCCUGCGAGCAGAAUUUGGUGAAGACUUUCAAGUUUGGGGGACGCUGUGAGUUUCCUAGUGCCGUGGAGCUCCAAGCCUUGGUGAGUUCAUUCACUGGAAUCAUUGAUGAACUUUUGUCUGUUUGUGUAAUCCACCUCAACGUCAAUGUUUGGGGUCCACAUAAAGCCAAAAGACAUCAGAACGUCCGGCCUUUGGACAGGCGGGAGUACAUCCUGGAUGUCACCCUGGAAAUGGAGAACGUGGGCAGCGGCUACAUGUUCUGGUACCGGCGCGUGAUUUGGGCCCAGCCGCUGAAAUUCGACAACGAGCUUUACGUCACCAUGCAUUACAACCAGGUGAGACCCUUUGAGGAAAUCCCCGUCAAGAAGAGCCAUAAGGUUCUCCUUCCUACCACAGCCAUAGUUGGGGACAUUGGCUUCUCCAGUGGAGAGAAUGUCCAGCAAGGCAUCGGAAGUACUGAAAGUGCUCAUAGAGUUGUCAUGGAUGUUGUAGCCCAGUGUGAGAUUGUGCAGGAACUGGGAAUUCUUGUUUUGCAGUUGAAUGGGAAAAAGGAAUUGUAG
Messenger RNA from Thamnophis sirtalis, 1356 nucleotides. Lineage: Eukaryota; Metazoa; Chordata; Lepidosauria; Squamata; Natricidae. The record is from RefSeq and is a predicted model, not a curated record.